AUGGAAGAUUCUGCUCAAGACAGAAGAUCUAGCAGGCGAUCCAAAGGGGAUACUUCUUACAAAGCAAAAGCAUUCGAAAAAUUCAAACAGCUGAAGAAAGGGAUUAAAAACAAGUACGAAGUUGAUGAUAUUGAUAAUGUUUAUGAAGUCGUUGAAGAAAAAGAGUACGUAAAAGAAGUUUUAUCAAGAUACGAAGAUGAUUGGAUUGUCGAUGAUGAUGGCAGCGGCUAUGUUGAGGAUGGCAGGGACAUUUUUGAUGAUGACAUGGACUUGCAGUCCAUCGCUCAAGCAUCUAAUAAAGGAAAAGGUACUAAAAGGAAAAGCAAAAACUUGUCGGAAAACGCAGGAAAAGGGAAAUUGCAGCAAAUGCUGUCCAGUAUGCCAACAAAGAAAAAAACGGAGACAAAAAUCGACGAUGAUGAUGAAAUGUUAUCAGAAAUUCUUGGGGAAAUUGAUUCACCUUCAACAAGCGUUGCUAAACCCAAAAUCAAAGAAUAUUCAGUUCUGGCUAAAAAAUUAGCUGCUAAAAAUUAUAUGAAAAACUUCUCACAACCGAUAAAAAAACGUGCCAUAGAAAGAAAAUCAUUACCAACAACAGAGACUCCCGAAAAGAAUUCAACCCCAUUAAAAGAGGUGACUGCUAAUGUAGAACAACCUACAAAACGAAUUUUAGAGCCAGUAAAUGCAAAAAUAAAUCAAGCCGCAAGUCCAGUGGUGGAAAAUAAUGAAAAAUUUGAUGAAACUCUAUCAGAUCAAUUCACUGAAGAUAUUUCCUUUGAUGAUUUCAAUGAAACUCCUACAAAAAUCACCGAAACGCAAAUAAUAGACACUGAAAUGACUCAAGAGGAGUUUGAUGAUGAUUUCGAUGUCACACUGAUUGAAGAAGUCGAAUCUAAGUUAUCUGCUGCCGGUGAGAAGCUUGCUGACAACAUUCAGGCAGAUUUUGAGACUGAAUGGGAGAAUUUCUCAAAUACCAGCGUUAAUGUCGAUAGUAAUAACCAAAAUUUGUUGGACAAAACUGAUAUACCUCUGGAAGAAGUUGAUGGACAAAAGGUAUUUAGAUUUUUUUGGUGGGACGCCUACGAAGACCCCGUACAUCAAAAAGGAUCCGUUUUCUUAUUUGGUAGGACUUAUUGCGAAAAAACGAAGAGUUUUAUGAGUUGUUGCGUUGCCGUACGGAACAUCGAUAGGAGAAUCUUCGUCCUACCCAGACCGUUCGAACUCGACAACGAUGGUCAACCAACCGACAACGCCGUUACGAUUAAAAACGUUUAUGACGAAUUCAACAACACCAUUUUGAAACCAUUGGGAGUGAAAUCGUUUAGAACAAAACCAACCAUGAAGAAGUACGCUUUUAAUCCCAAUAUACCGAGCGAAUCCGAAUAUAUGGAAGUUAGAUAUGCCGCGUCAGAACCGCGAAUCGACGUUGAAAAUUUACCGAAAAAAAUCCGCACUUUUUCGAAAAUUUUCGGUACUAACACGAGCUUCUUAGAGACGCUCUUUUUGGAUCGCAAAAUCAAAGGUCCUUGCUGGUUGGACAUAUCGAAUCCCGUGCCGGUAUCCAACCCUGUAAGCUGGUGCAAAUUCGAAGUAAACUGUAUGAAAAUCGUCGACCUUAAAUUAACUCCUAGCGAAAAACCGCUUCCUCCACCGCCUCUUGUCGUGGCGACCAUUAAUAUGAGGAGCUGCAUUAACAGGAGGACCGGCACGCUCGAGCUGGUUAUGCUGUCCUGUUUGGCGCAUAACGAGUACGAGGUGGAUAAACAGCCUCCAGAUCCGCCAUUUCAACAGCAUUUUUGCGUUUUUACCCGUCCCAGUGACCAACCACUUCCAUCCGACAUCCACAACGCUCUCGGCAAAUACAAAGCUACCAAAGUCCAAAAAAUGGACUCCGAGAAAGGCAUGCUCAACUUCUUCGUCAACAAAUUCACAGAAAUCGAUCCUGAUCUCAUAGUUGGCCACGAUUUGCAGGGUUACCAAAUCAACGUGCUCGUCAACAGAUUGUUGACGUUGAACACCGUGAGUUUCAACAAAUUGGGACGGCUGAAGAGGACCGAUAAGAAGGCGUUGGAGAAGAGUUUGUUUGCCGGCCGAUUGGUGUGCGAUAUGAAAGUGUCCGCCAAAGAACUGAUCAAAUCUCGAUCGUACGAUUUGGAAACCCUCUGCCAGGUCGUGCUGAAAUUAAACGACAACCAACGAAUCGAAUUAGAGCCGGAAGAUAUACCGAAAAUGUUCAAAACGUCCGACGAUAUUUUGAAACUGAUCUCGUUCACGAUGCAGGACACCAUGUACAUAAUAAAGAUGAUGUACGGCUUGAACGUGAUACCGCUGGCGCUGCAGAUCACCAAUAUAGCCGGUAACGUCAUGUCGAGGACUUUGAUGGGCGGUCGAUCCGAAAGAAACGAAUUCCUAUUGCUGCACGCUUUCUCCGAAAAAGGAUUCAUAUUGCCCGAUAAGGAGUACAAGAAGAAAAUUCCGGGUCAGAAGGGUUCCAAGAAGAAACCUACUUACGCCGGAGGUUUGGUCCUGGAUCCCAAGGUAGGUUUCUACGACAAGCUCAUCCUCCUCAUGGACUUCAAUUCCUUAUAUCCCAGUAUAAUUCAGGAAUACAAUAUAUGCUUUACCACAUUACCUGUCACAGAGGAAGACGAUAAUCUGUACUUACCGGACAGCAGUCUGCCGCCUGGCAUUUUACCGACAGAAAUCAGAAAACUAGUAGAGAGUCGACGUCAAGUCAAAGGUCUGAUGAAGAGACCGGAUCUAUCUAAUGAUCUGCGAGUGCAGUACGAUAUCAGGCAGAUGGCUCUGAAGUUGACAGCUAACUCCAUGUACGGUUGUUUGGGUUUCGCAAAUUCCAGGUUCUACGCCAAAAAUUUGGCCGCUUUGGUCACGCAGAAAGGUCGAGAAAUCUUGACCAACACCAGGGAUAUGAUCGAGAAAAUGAGCUACAAUGUCGUGUACGGAGAUACCGACAGUAUUAUGAUUAAUACUAAUAUUUUGGAGUAUGAACAGGUAUUCAAAAUCGGCGUGAAAAUCAAACAGGAAGUCAACAAACUGUACAAACAAGUCGAGUUGGACAUAGACGGCGUGUUCAAAUAUUUGCUGCUAUUGAAAAAGAAGAAAUACGCCGCUAUAUCUCUAGCGAAAGACAAAAAUGGCGGUCUCGUCACCACCAAAGAGUACAAAGGUUUGGACAUAGUUCGCAGGGAUUGGUCUCAACUGUCUUGCGAGGCUGGCAAAUACGUUUUGGAUCAGAUAUUGAGCGAUCAGUCUCCGGAUGACAGAAUAGAAAACAUUCACGAGUAUUUGAGGAAAAUUCGUGCCGAUUUGGAAGAAGGCAAAGUACCAAUACCUCUAUUAGUGAUAACCAAGCAACUUACUAAAGAACCUCAGAUGUACCCGGAUAAAGCUUCUUUGCCGCACGUUCAGGUGGCGCUGAGGUAUAACAAAAACAGCGGCGGUCAUUUCAGAAGCGGCGACACUGUUCCUUACGUAAUUUGCGAAGAUGGGACUAGGAAUAAUGCUAUACAACGUGCCUAUCACGUUGACGAAAUGAAAAAUAACCCCGUUUUGAAAAUAGACUAUAAUUAUUAUCUGGGACAGCAGAUUCAUCCUGUCGUGACUAGAAUUUGUGAACCUAUAGAGGGUACCGAUUCUUACCAAAUAGCCGAAUGUUUAGGGAUGGAUUUGAAGAACUUAAAAAAACCGCAGAAACAAUCAACAGAUCAGAUCGUGGGAGAGAAUAUAUGUAGGCCGGAAAUCAAAUUUAGGAAUGUGGAUACAUUCAAGUUCGUUUGUUACGUGUGCAAACAGGAAAACAUCGUAGACGGUCCGUUGGUCGGCGCGACACCGUUUUUAGAAAAAUGCCAAAACGCCGAUUGCAAAUCGAGACCCAUCGACUACUUACCCUGUAUCCAGAACCAAGUCACUUUGUCUAUUCGUUCCUAUAUAAAGAAGUACUACAAAAGUGUAAUGAUUUGCGAGGACCCAGCUUGCACCAACGAAACCAGGAAAUUACCGCUGCGAUUCGUUAGAAAGUAUCCCUUAUGUAAUGUCUGCAAAAAGGGCGUCCUGUUCAAGGUGUAUAACGAGCAGCAAUUAUACAACCAACUCGCUUAUUUUCAGCAUAUUUUCGAUUUGGGGAAACUCCUCAGAAAACCUGUGAUGGACAGAGAGACCGAGUCCGGCUAUCACGCUCUUCAAGAUACGGUAGAGAAAUACCUCAACCAUUCCGCAUAUUCUUUGGUAGAUUUGACAAGUGUGUUUAUGGCUAUGGAUGUGCACACAACGAGACAGCGUCAAGAAGCGUAUUCCAAAAUUCUUGAAAAUCACAACGACUUGGAUGAAGAUGACGCGGACGAGGAAGUUUAA
This is a messenger RNA of Psylliodes chrysocephalus, 4371 nucleotides long. The record is from the annotation of a GenBank genome assembly. NCBI's taxonomy places the organism in Eukaryota, Metazoa, Arthropoda, Insecta, Coleoptera, Chrysomelidae.